Manihot esculenta (cassava) is the source of this 1263-nucleotide messenger RNA. RefSeq lists its product as uncharacterized. The record is from RefSeq and is a predicted model, not a curated record. The transcript has 2 exons. Bases 169 to 909 code for a protein of 246 amino acids. Lineage: Eukaryota; Viridiplantae; Streptophyta; Magnoliopsida; Malpighiales; Euphorbiaceae.
UGUUUACUUCCUCCCAUUCAGGAUAAGCCUUUAAAUUUAUUCUCCUGCCCUUUCUCUUUCUUAUCUUCUUCUCCAUUUUAAUUCACCCGUCUACGUCUUUGCAUCCCAUCAUCUCACCAAUGCCGCUCGUUCUUUCCCUCCCCGAUUAAUACUUCCCAUACCCUUCUCAUGUCGAUUGCCUUUCGGACUUCUGGGGAUUCCGUCCAGCCUUCUGAAUUUAUCCAUCGGAUGCCGCCCUUUAUGGGGGCUUUUUCACAAGAUCACCGGUUUCCGGCUGCGGAGAGAGGGCGGGACGAUUUGGAUGAUUCUUCUAGCUCUUCGUCGAUCGGGAGGAAUAGUGAUCAGUCGGAUGGAGAGGAUUCCGGCCAGGAUUUUGACAAUUCGGAGGUUCAGAGCUCGUAUAAGGGGCCUUUAGAUACCAUGGAUGCUUUAGAAGAGGUUUUACCUAUCAAGAGAGGCAUAUCAAAGUUCUACCAUGGCAGAUCAAAGUCGUUCACAAGUUUCGCAGAUGUAUCUUCUGCUUCUUCUAUUAAAGAUUUUGCAAAACCGGAAAAUCCCUACAACAGGAAGCGCAAGAAUCUAUUAGCUCGCAACAAUUUCGGGGAUAAGAAUUGCAAUUACCCUCCCAAAGAUGAUGCAAGUGGGAUAUCAAAAAGACUAGCAAACUCUGAUCGAAGUACGUCAGCUCUUUGUUCAACCAUAAACUGCUCUAAAAACAAUAGUAAAAGGGGGGAUUCUCAUCCAUUGCCAUCAUCACCUUCUUGUCUUCCACCCCUGCAUCCGCAAGGAAAAUCAUCACUCAACGUUGGAUCAUGUUCUCCGCUACCUCAAAGGAGUUCCCAUUGCCGUUCAUUCUCCCUUUCUGAUAUACAGUUUGCUGCUGCUCCUGCUGCAACUCAUAAUAACUAAUUUAACAAUUUGUUGUGACAACAUUGACAAUAUAUGUCGACAUCUAGCUUUCGUUGGCUUCCCACUGUGAGUCUGGAAGUUGGAAACACUAGUUCAGAGUGUUGAAGUUUGUAGGGAGUUGAUGGUUCUGCUUCCGCCUUUUGUUCUUGCGGAUUUAGGCAUACCAUGUAUGUGCAUUUUAAGAAGUUGCACGCAGAUGCUAUGUCUCCCACGUUUUGUCUACUAUGACUGUUAGAAGAUGACUAGAAUGUUUCAUUGUAUCUAAUUAUAACUUUUCCAAGAGUUGUAGAUACUUGAGGAUGGUUUUAAUAACUAUUAGAUUAUAUAUUUAUAAUUUGAUGUUUGAUCUGGUUC